Gongylonema pulchrum is the source of this 306-nucleotide messenger RNA. Lineage: Eukaryota; Metazoa; Nematoda; Chromadorea; Rhabditida; Gongylonematidae. The record is from the annotation of a GenBank genome assembly.
AUGCUUUUGAGCUAUAGCAGUGCGUUACGUCAGGAUCAGCGCAAAUUUAUGUUGCAGCACAGGACGAAAGCAGCUUUAUCAGCAGCAGCAGGAGCAGGCAUGCUUACAUCUGGCUCCACUCGGUGCCAGUCUGUGGCUGUUCGUGUUGGCCACUCUUCGUUCCCGAAUGACCUAAAUCAACGGAUGCCUGCUCUCGCCCCAGCAAAACAGGCGACACCGAGAGCUCCGCCUUUUACCGCACCGCUAUUUUUGGGCAGGAUUCUAGGGGCGCAGGAGAGCGGCGAGAAAUUGCAGCUGUUCAACUGA